Komagataella phaffii GS115 is the source of this 978-nucleotide messenger RNA. Its product is annotated as G1/S-specific cyclin. Bases 1 to 978 code for a protein of 325 amino acids. The record is from RefSeq and is a predicted model, not a curated record. Lineage: Eukaryota; Fungi; Ascomycota; Pichiomycetes; Pichiales; Pichiaceae. The transcript has a single exon.
AUGUCUUUUAAUGGCAAGUUCCGUUACAAGCACGAUCCGAAGCAGUAUCCCAACUCGCUGGUGUUCAAAGAAGUCACCACUCAUAGAGAUGUUGUAGGGGAAUACGUCAAGGAACUUUCCAUGUCCUCUUUUGAGGACGCUAACAUGUUCAAACCUGACAUUAAUCUGAUCAGCCAGCAGCCCCAGCUUACAUUGGACCUGAGAUCGCCUCUUCUGGACUUUCUGUUCAAAGUUUUCAUCAAAACCAGAAUUUGCAGUCAUCUUUUCUAUAGGAGUGUACGUUUGUUGGAUAGAUACUGUUCAAAGAGAAUCGUCCUAGUCGACCAGGCUCAGUUAGUUGCCUCAACCUGUCUAUGGAUUGUCGCCAAAGUGGACGGUGGCUGCAACCACUGUCUUUCGUCUUCUUCAUGUCCAAUUGGAGGUAGAUUCGAAGGACCCACAAAGAGAGCCCGUAUCCCAAGAUUGACCGAGUUGUGCCAAUUAUGUGGGCCUUCUUGCAAUUACGACGAGGGCAUGUUCAUCCAGAUGGAACGACACAUUUUGGACACUUUAAGUUGGAGCGUCACCGAGCCUGGCAUCGAUGAAUGGAUUAUGGACGUGGACAGCAGCCAAAACAUGACCAAUUUCCUUCCUUUAGACAAAGAAGCAGCCAUCAGCCUCAAAGAGUUCAUGAUCAACUGCACCCUGUACAACCCUGAACUUAUUUCUAAUCAUCCGGCCCAGGUGGCAGCUUCAAUUAAUGACAUUUACGACAAACUACAAUCACAAGGACACAGUCAAGGACGCAGAUUAAUGUCACAGCAAAGCAAACAAUCAACCCUAUAUACAACAACUCCAUCUCAUCAAAUAGCAUCUCUAAACCCAAACCUACCAUUGUUGUCUCCUCCUCAUACAUCUUCACAUCCCAAACUGGAAGAGCCAGCCAUCAAUAAGAACACUACUAUCACUAGUUUUACAAUGCAUAGUCGAUGCUACUGA